AUGCUUGGCAGAAGACCUAAAAAAAGCCCUCAGGCAAAGGGCCAGGGAGCUGCAGUUGCAAAGCAGCUGGGGCUGUUUGUAGAUUUCAAUCCUGAAGAGAUGCUGCUGGGUGCAGAGGAAGGUGGGGAUGAUGGGGACCUAGAAGCAGAGCUUGCUGCUAUCACAGGAGCAAAGGUGAAAGAAGGGAAAUCAAAACCAAAAGGAAAAACUCCUCUGCCCAUGGAGCAUAUUGAAAAGAUGGCUGCAGAGUGUAUGAAGGACCUGAAUGAAGAUGAGGAGGAAGAAGCAGAUGAUGAAGACUUGGAGAAAGAUACAGACCUGUUGGCAGAAUUGCAAGAAGUUCUGGGGGUGGAAGGUGAGACAGGAAGCUGUGAGGAUGAAAUGACAGCAAUGGAGCCAUCCACAGCUGAACCAGAAAAUGAGCAACCUGACCUGCAACCACAGACCACCUCACUUCCUGCUGUUACCAGUGAGCUGCAACAGAUGGUAGAGAAGAGAAUUGCUAACUAUAGGACAGCAAUUUCUAAUGCAAAGGAGUUGGGUGAGAGUGCCAAAAUACGCCGAUACGAAAGAGGCCUUAAGACACUGGAAACCAUGCUGGCUGCAGUGAAGAAAGGCAAAAAAAUCAAUGAGGAAGAAAUGCCACCUCCUGUUGCAACAGGAAGGAGUUCUCACUUAUCUCAAGCCACGGGAGUGGAGUCAGAGAAUUCAGGAGAUUCAGUCAGUGUCCUACCAGAGAAUAAAGCUGAGUCUGCUGCAGAUAGUGAGCAGAAGACCUCUCAUGAGGCAGUGCAGCAUCUGGAAUCAGAGUCUCUGCAGGGUCAUGCUGCUUCUAGUCCUAUUGUGGAAACAGAUCUCCAGAACAGCAGCACACGAGCAAUACUACUUAUGAGGCAGAAGGAGUAUAAAUUAGCAGCUCUAAAAGCCAAGCAGCAAGGGGACCUGGAGAAAGCGAAGGAAUACAUGAAGGCAGGCAAGAAAUUUAAUGUGAUCUUGGAAGCUUUGGAUAGUGGGCAGCCAGUAGACCUCCAGAAUAUGCCUCCAUCUCCUCCGGAUCUUGAAAGCCUAGGAACUGUACAAGAUCCAUCCAAGCAAAAGGUACCAGCUCCAGUGGGAAGUUCCCAGGAUGUUGCAGCACCUGAACCUCAGACCCAAGAAGCUUCAGCUUCCCUGCAGCAGCCCAAAACAGUGCUGGAAGCGUUGCAGCAGAGGCUUGAGAAGUACAAGUCGGCAGCAGCACAGGCUAAAGCGAGUGGGGAUGAUCGGAAAGGCAGGAUGCACGAGAGGAUAGCCAAGCAAUACCAGGAUGCCAUAAGAGCCCAUAAAGCAGGGAGAAAAGUGAAUUUUUCUGACCUACCUGUUCCUCCUGGAUUUCCCCCUCUUCCUGGUGUUGCAGCAACGGAUGGUGACAGCACAAUAGCUGCUGUUCUGGAAAGUGCCAGCAAGCUGGCAAACAUGGAGGAGAAUGAUGAAGAGGAGGAGAAUGAACCUCUGACACAGGCCCCAGUUGCCAAGAAGCCUGCUCAGCUGCCUGGAAAGCCAACUCAAGUUGUUAAGCCAAUUACAGUGCCAUCUGCUGUAGCUGAGGAGAGCUCUCCUGAGCAUGUGAAACGGGCUACAUCACCCUCCACCCUGGACAAGGCAGAGUCAAUGGAUCAUCUCCCUCCAGCUGCUAGGGAGCAGCUGGAAUUUCUGGAGAACAGAAAGAAGCAAUACAUGAAGGCAGCCGUCAAAGCAAAGAAGGAAAAUAACCUUGAACAGGCUAAGAUGUAUCUCAGAACAGCUAAGAGCUUUGACCUAAAGAUUGAGCAAGCAAAAUGUGGCAAACCUGUUGAUAUUUCCAAGCUGCCAUCACCCCCUACAGAUGAUGAGGGUGAUUUUAUCUUCAUACACCAUGAAGAUGUCAGACUGUCUCAGAAAGCAGAUGAAGUAUAUGCACAGCUCAUAAAACUGCUGAAGGACCAACAUGAGAGGUGUUUGCAGUAUUCCAAGCAAUUCAUGCAUCUGGGAAAUGUAGCAGAAACGACUCGGUUUGAGAAACUGGCACAAGGUUGUAAAAAGGACAUGGACAUCCUACAGCUUGCACGAGCGCAAGGAAUGGAUCCUCCAAGCCAUCACUUUGAGGAAAGAACCUUUAAAAUGAUAAGGAUAUUUUCUGAGCUCAACAGCACAGAAAUGCACCUUCUUAUUGUCAGGGGGAUAAACCUACCAGCUCCGCCAGGUGUAUCGCCAAGAGAUUUGGAUGCAUUUGUGAAGUUUGAAUUUCAGUACCCGAGUGCGGAGCAACCUCAAAAGAGUAAAACACCUGUAAUUAACAAUAACAAUUCUCCAGAAUAUAACCAGUUGUUCAAGUUGAACAUCAACCGAAAUCACAGAGGUUUCCGACGAGCAAUUCGGUCCAAAGGAAUUAAAUUUGAAGUAUUUCAUAAAGGGUCCUUCUUCAGAAGUGACAAGCAGGUGGGGACAGCACACUUGAAACUGGACAAGCUGGAAUCGGAAUGUGAAGUUAGAGAGAUCAUCGAGAUUUUUGAUGGCAGAAAGCCCACUGGAGGGAAACUGGAGGUAAAAGUGAGACUCAGGGAGCCCCUCAGUGGUCAAGAUCUUCAAACAGUUACAGAAAACUGGCUGGUCCUUGAACAUUAG
Pelecanus crispus (Dalmatian pelican) is the source of this 2643-nucleotide messenger RNA. It is a transcript of the gene CC2D1B, whose product is annotated as coiled-coil and C2 domain containing 1B. Gene Ontology annotation, molecular function: DNA-binding transcription repressor activity, RNA polymerase II-specific. The record is from RefSeq and is a predicted model, not a curated record. Lineage: Eukaryota; Metazoa; Chordata; Aves; Pelecaniformes; Pelecanidae.